UGCGCGUCUCUGCUGCCACGGGAACGGCUGUGGCGUCGCCGCCGUGGAAACGCAGAGCGGGGUCGUUGGGAUCGUUGAGGCAGGUGCCGGGGGUCCCAUCUCGUGCCGAGACCCCGAUGUAAAACCCGCGUUCGUGGCCGUUCGAUGCAGGUUGUGACUACAGCCGUUUCACCUGUUUUGAAGCCAUUAAGCUUAUCCUUCAAUUGAUGAGGAAGAAAUUCCAGCCGGUUGUGGAGUUCUGAUCCUUCCAUAGCGCUGUUUGUCCAUUCACAGCACAGAGGAACAUUCCAGAACAGGGCAGUGUGGAUGCUGGAGGUGUGCAGGAGCAGGCAGAGGAGCAGACAAUACUGGGAAUCAUGAACAGCAAAAAUUUUGUGAUACUCCCAGGUUCAAAAAGUGGAACCUCUGUGAGAUUAAAAGCAAAAUCUGUCAGAGAAAUGCGGCUGGAAAAAGUGCGGCUGGAAAUGGAAAACAAAGAGGUGGAGAAGAAAUUACGACAAUUGCAGUCCAACAUGAGCAGAGAAAAAGAGGAGAGAAAGAAAUCAAGUGCUUAUCAUUGGAAGUCUGGACAAGCGGGACCAACCCAAGCCCGAUUUUGGUCACAAAACAAAGGAAAAAACAGUAAGGUUUCUUCAGGAAAAGUGAAGUUGCAGCUACUGAAAGAACCACUUCAAGUGCCGGAGAAAGGACCAUUUAAGCAUGAAAUGCCAGAUUAUGGAGCUCAUGAAAAAUCUGAAGCAGAGAAGAUAGUUUCCCAUCGUCCACGUGCUAAGAAUGCAGGCCUGGCAGAAGCCGGUACACGUGCUGGAAAACUGCAAGGUGUCGAUCGCUUCAGAUUGACUUCAUUGACGAAUGAAAGAAAAAUUAAUCAUGAGGAGAAGGUGAACAGCAAGCAUGGGGUCACUGCAAAUAAGUCGCCAUCCCCACCAGCAUCAGCGAGCACUGCUGAGGAGCUCUCUUCAGAAUCAGACGGGACAGGCCUUGGCAAUCAGGACAAAGGGAUAUUACUAAAUGGUGUAUUUAAUGAGGAAGAAUCUGCAAAGUCUUUUCAGGAAGCUUUGAUUCAAUGGAGAAACGGUAAUCAUGAUCACAGACAAGAACGGCAUGCUGAAUCUGUGGGAAAUCAAGAAGUGCAGACCAGUCUUUCUGUAAUGAAAGAAUGCGUCCAAAUUGAGUUCAAGGAGAGUGGCCUGAGCUACAUGGAGAAACUCAUGCUUAAGAAAUACAGAAGGACAUCUGUUGAUGAGUAUAAACCAACUGCAUUACACAAAGCUGUGACUGGAGGAGAGGAGAAAGGAGAUCCUGGUGAUGCAGAUGAUUUAACAGUUGAAGAGGUGAGGAGAUACUGGACUUCUGUUUUUAGAGAGGAAGUACCCAAGAGUGUUGCAGAAAGUGUGGAGCCUGCUCUGAAAAUGGAGUUUCUUGAUGAUUCUUAUGAUGUGGAGUUGGAAGAAUCGUGUAACUUCUUGGUGUUGGAAGCUGAGGCUACAGGAGUGAAUAACCAGAGAAAUACUGAACCGUCUGCAGUUGCAGACCAGAAGAACAUGUUACUGGACCUAUUCCCAAAAGAGACUGCAGCCAUAAUGAGGAAGUCAUCUUGUCACUCAGCUUUCAGGACUGACACUAAGAAUCCCUUACCUUCUCCUCCUGAUGGAAACCUUGUUUCCUCUAAAGAAAUUUUGCGCGGAGGUGGGAAUUGGGUUACUGAAACAAGCCUAAGUGAACAUGCUGAUGAGUCUGUAGUUCAGGCUGUCUUAAAAAGUCAAAUGAGUGGAUCUACAAGUGGUCUCAAGACUCGUAGAAUUUCUCCUCUGGUAACAGGCAGGUCAUACUCAGGGAAUGAUUCUACCAGACCUAGGUCAAUGGAUGCGCUACAACAUAACCAGGCCAUAAAUAGUGCCAAAGACACUCGUCCAAGACCAAAGAGUUCACCUAUGCAUACAUUUAAAGCUGAUACUGAGACAUCAAGGCACAAGUAUGUUGAUGUACUUAAACAAGAUGAGCAUUCUUGGGAAGAUAUUGCUGACCAAGAAGCCUUACUCUGUCUGGAAAGAGAAUUACAAACUUAUACAGAUCCCCAAGAAAAACUUUACACCCUAACUUCUGAAGGUGGAACCUCCUCCAGCAGAUGCUCAAGAAGGAUAGAUGGAAAUGCUACAGACUGCCAUAAAAACCUAAAUCUGAAAGACCAUAACAGAACUGAUAUGCUUGGGGCCUGUGAUGAAGACCAAAUAGACGAUGAGGAAGAAGUUUUGGAGGAUAAACGGCAGGUUCUCGCAUUACAGUAAAAGUGAAGAAUUUAAUGACUUUCUAUCUUUGUGUAUUGUACAAAACAUGCAGAUGAAGAGUCAUUCUUGAGUGCUGCUGAUAUUAUUUAUUAAGGAUUACUAAGUAAAUCUACGAAUAAUAAUAAUAAAAAUCCUUAAGAACAAUGUGA
Messenger RNA from Coturnix japonica (Japanese quail), 2437 nucleotides. RefSeq names its product zinc finger B-box domain containing (gene ZBBX). The record is from RefSeq and is a predicted model, not a curated record. Lineage: Eukaryota; Metazoa; Chordata; Aves; Galliformes; Phasianidae.